This is a messenger RNA of Trichomycterus rosablanca, 13212 nucleotides long. It is a transcript of the gene tnrc18, whose product is annotated as trinucleotide repeat containing 18. The record is from RefSeq and is a predicted model, not a curated record. Gene Ontology annotation, molecular function: chromatin binding. Lineage: Eukaryota; Metazoa; Chordata; Actinopteri; Siluriformes; Trichomycteridae. The coding region runs from base 279 to 8825 and encodes 2848 amino acids. The transcript has 30 exons.
UUUGUGCAAGAGGCCUUCAUUUCCCUUCCCCUGUACAAGCGAACCUCUGUCUCUGCCUACCUACAUACGGAUGGUCUGUAAAUGGAGUAUAGGAACUAUUACAACUCGAGACUGGAUUUUUUUUUGAAGGAACGGAAUUUUAUGAACUGAGUCGCCAUUACAAGUCGGCACAAUGCCGGAUAAGGACGCUGAUUUACCUAGCGAUAUAUGGACAGUAUAGGGCUUUUUCAGAAUAGCCGAUCGAAGCAGUUUCUUUCCUCGAGUUUGCCAGUGGGUGGAUGAUGGAUGGCCGAGAUUUCGGGCCCCCCAGAUCCGUGCAUGUUCCCCCGCCACUGCUCUCAGGACUCGCCAUGGAGUCGCACCGACUCGGAGCUUCCGCCGCGCCCGGGAGGAUCCCAUCGUCUCCCGGCCACCUCGGCGCGGGCCACCCGGCGACUUUACACUCGGGAAAAUUCCUCUCUCCGGCCAUAAGCAUGCAGUCUCACCACAGUGAUGCUUUCCCUGGUGCCUCUAGCUUCCUUGGCGGCUACAUAAAUCCAUCCAACUCACAUGUAGGGCCCAGCGCUUUGACUUCUGACCCUGCUUUCAGAGCCCCCAACUCAUCCGGCUUGCAAAUGGCUCAGCUCUGGACAUCAAACUCUCACGAAGUUUUUCCUCCCUUUCCCGGUGGUUUGUACCCCAGUCCCUACCUUCCCCUGGGUCAUCUGGAGCAUUCACAACUAGGCCAGCAUUCACUGUUUGACUGCCAGAAAGGUAUGCUUUCCGAGGGGUUUUACCUGCCUGACUCGGUACACUCCCAGUCUGCCAUAGCACGGAGCCUUGUGGCUCAUAUACCAGGCUCUCUCUCCAGGGAGAAGGAGGUCCUGCCUCCACACAAGAGCUCCAAAGACUUAGGCAGAGAGUUGGUGAAAGACAAGCCAUGCAAGAACGAACCAGGCCACUUUGUCCAUCGCAGGGAGCGAGUACGUGAGGAUCCACAUCCCCAAAGUGUGGUCGACCUCACCCAGGACACGAAGGCAGACGAAGAGCGGCGAUUCCUUCAGCAGCAUUCACCUGCAGCUGAUGUUAAACCCAGAUACCCAUCCCAGUCCUUGCUUAGCAAUUCCAGGAGCAGCAGUGGCACACAAGCCAGGCAUCCAAGUGCAGAGCAGGACAAAAGAGAACGAGAUGAGGAAAAUGGGCGCCACGCAGCCUCCUUCUCUGCAGAGAAGCCAAAACGAUGCGACUCGGUGGCACUUGGCACUUUACAUGUUUCUUAUGCCAGCCCCUCCUCCCUUCAGAGCAGCUCAGCACCCCUUCCUCCCAGGCUGGUGUCUUCUGCCACUUACCCUCCCCCUCACCACAUGCCACCCAGCUUGUACCCACUUUACUCUUCCCCCAAAGAGCCAUCCAAGGAACACAGAGUGACCGCUCCCACUUAUGUGCCUUCUGUUGAGGUCUAUGAUGAGCGGAAAGGGCCCAUACAGAUUGCUUCACAAGCUAGAGAUAACAAUAAAACAGAAAAGAACAGGGACAUGCACAGAGCACCCCUGCAGGUGGGGGGUGAGAAGACACCUGCAUCCUCGGUCAGGAGUGAAUCACCGGGUUAUAUUGAUAGUAAGAGAGACAUUUUGCGGGAAGAAGGCUCUGUAAUCAGGACCAACAGUAUGGCUGUAAAAAGGCAGCUUUCUUCGGAUGUGGCUGCAAUCAAAUCCAGCCACAGCCCGAAUCACAGAGAAUUACCCAGCAGCAAACACACAAUCAAAAUGGGUCUGGAACAAGAGACCUGGUGUUUAGAGCGUGAAAAUUCUCAAAGAUCUGGUUCUUCAUCUUCUAGUCUGGAAUCCAGUGCACUACACUCGGCUGAGACCAAAUGGAAGCCCUUCGAGAUCAGCAACUACGCUACUAGCCACAUGGCUGCUUUGGCAGCUCAGCAUGCCCAAGGUCCAAGAGGAGAAGAGGAGAGUAAGCGUAUGUACUUGGAUCGCAGGGGCAGCCCAGGAAGCCUUCGUGAUAGAGAACACAAUGAGGUGUCCGCAAUGCAGAACCUUAUCAAAUACAGUGGCAACUUUUCUGGUGAUAUGAUGUCUAAGCAUGGCGCCGACAGCCGCACUCCAUUUGGGGGACUGGGCAGCUUAAAGCUGGAGGCUGCUCAUCAUGCAGGCUCCAAAGCUCAGCACCUGCUGGGCAAGCAGCUGAAGAGGGAGCCGGAAAGGCCCGAGAGUGCCAAGUCUUUCAGCCGGGAUGGAAGCUCCUCUCAAGGGGAGGGUGAGGUUCGACACCCCCCAGUGGGCAUUGCCGUGGCUGUAGCACGUCGAAGAGAUAACAACAACAAGCUCAGCUCUGUAUCAGAAAGAGACAGGCCAAUUCUGGGAGGAGGCAUCAAAGGCCCAGGCCAAGAGGAUGAGGAACAAGACGAGCGGGCACGGCACCAUGAUUGCAGACUCCUAGCUGGCCGUUUGGAUCAGGAGAAAGUUUUAAGGGAGAGUAAAGACUUGGCAGAUUACACUCAGAUGCAUCAUCCCAUGGUAUCUGUAAAUGGACUCAACCCAAACCUGAUGGUGACUGGAGGUUCUGCACUGACUGGAGCAGGCCGCUGGCCUGCUGACCAUACCUCCCAUCUUGCCUCCCAUCCCUGGCUGCCUCGCUCUGGAGCCCCAUCCAUGUGGAUGCCUGGUUCUCCAUAUGGGCUGGGGGCCCACUCUCUCCACCAGACGCUGCCUCCUGGUUACCCUCCUACCUUACCCGGCUCCAUCCCUCCUUCCUACCAGUUUGCUCGAGACCCACAGACUGGACAGCUGAUCAUCAUUCCCACCGAACAUCUUCCACACUACACGGCAGAGAUGUUGGAGCACGGCCCCCAGCUGUGGCCGACUGUGUACCCACCAGCAGGCACCUCUUUGCAGCACGCCCACCAGCUGCAGCUCCUCUCGCACCAGCAGCUCGUACACCAACAGGAGCUCUACAUGAUUCAGCAGCAGGCUGCCCAGGUCAUGGAGCUGCAGAGAAAUGCGCAGCUUGUGGAAAGACUAAAAGAACAUAGGGCAGACCUGGAGGACAAGGCAGAAAAGCGAGGUAGCGAGGGCACCAAGUCCAGCCUUUCAGGUGUGCCUGUUCCUGUUCCUGUUAUGCACUCACGCAAGCCCCCUGCACCCUCCCCGACCCCGUCCACCUCCUACAGGAAGGCGGUGACGCCAGUGCCUGUGACACCGCUGCCUUCUUCUGUCACUGCUCUUAAGACUGAGGAGAGACCCAAAAUGGAGAGCACACUGCGUCAGCAGUCCUAUUCCCAUUCAUCUACCCCAGUCCCACAGCAACUCAGCCCUGUAUCCGCCUCACCUCUGCCCUCACCUGUUCGUCCCAAACAGGAGUCUGUGGAGGUGUCUGACAAAGAGGAGCUUGACCUGAGGAAACCAGCUCAUUGUCCAUCAAUGUACCCUGAAAUGCCUCCUGGCUACGCGUACCAAUCUAUAACCACAGCAUUCAGCAGUCAUUACCCGUUCCUUCUUCAGCCAGCCGCUGCCACUGAUGCAGAAGGACUGGCUCCAGCUGUGCCACUGCCCCCUGUCGAGAACUCAGACCAUCUGGCCAGACCGGGCGACGUCAAGCCCAGCCACAACUGCUCCCCGGUUUCAGGAGAGGCUAUGCAGACUUCCAGGCAGCCCAAGCACAUGAACAAGAGGAUUAUUCCAUUCAAAGAGGAGCCUGGCCUGGUGGACAGCGGAGAAGCUUUAAACCAAGACAGUCUUGGAGAGUCCCUCCAUUCUUCUGGUCCUGUUUGCAGCCAAGAAUCAAACAGUCCUGCUGAUGCAGAGCUUCGCAUCAGAGCUACAGCCUCACCACUACCAGAGGUGAAUGAAGAUCAGGAUAAAAAAGCAGACCUUGCCUCCUCCAGCCAGUUAGAGUUGUAUCAAGUAUUACGACUGGAAUCUGACAGGAACCCUGCAGUGGAAGCUGCAAAUCGUUCCCAUAGUCUUUUAGAGUCAGCCUACACACCUGUCUUAGAUUACACAGAUGUACAACCCAUAGACUGCAGCAUUCGUUCCUUAGACUUACCCUCAGCUUCCACAGAGAGACUUAUCCCAGCAUGUGAGGUUAAAGUAUCCAUUGUUGACACUCAAGAAUCAAUGUGUGACCAGGCUGUCACUUGCAGUGCUUCUCCUGUACUCCAUCCUGUUCCUGUGCCAGCUACCAUCCUGUCCGAAGACCCCAUGGCAGGCAUGCUUGCCUUAGUAAAAGCUAGUGAGAUGCCUCAGGCUGGAGCCAGUCGCACUGUGGAGAUCAGCCUUUUGGAGUCCAGCGCAGCUGAGGGUAUGGCCCUGCUCAGCCAGAUGGCUGAGCUGGAGAUGCAGAGCCAUCAGAAAGACUACACACUGGGCAUGCAUUGUGGAUUAGAGAGUCUCCUUGAGGCUGGCAGGCAGGUUCUUUUGGAGGCCAUCGAAUGCCAAUCUCCAGUCCAUAUUUGCCUCCCCAGAGAGCUCAACCCCAACAAGAAAUACAGCUGGAGACAGAAGAAAGAUGAACCUAUGUUCUCUAAAUCCUCUCUGGAGGGUAUGGAUGCCAUGGAGGUGGACUACAGAGUGAGACUGGCUGAGCUGCAGCGGCAGUACAAAGACAAGCAGAGAGAGAUAAUUAAACUACAGAGACGGAGAGAUAAAGUAGAGAAACAGCUGCAGCUCCAGCUACAGCAUGAGGAAAGGAGCAAGAACCUGGGCAGGCGAGGACCUGGUCGGCCUCGAAAGCGCAAACAUAGUUUACCUACUCUGUCCCCAUCUUCAGGCAAGCUGGAUUCCAAAACUGCAAAGCUGGCCAGAUGCUUUCAGUAUUCUGAGGACUCGGAGAGUGGGGAAGUGAAAAAACGGUUCUGCAGUUUUAGCCGGGAAGAGGAAGAGGAAGGGGAUGAGGACGUGGACGUUGGUAUGCUAAAAGCGAAGAAGAGAUGCAAAAGCUGGAGCGAGCACGAGGCUUCAUCCAGUAACUCCCACGAGGUUUCUAAAGCAGGAAAUAAAAAGGGUCAAGUAAGUGAUCAAGAGCAGUUGGCUUCUAAGCUUUACAAGGCCUUGUCUCUGAAUAAGAUGUGUAAACCAAACAAGUCCUCAUGUAAGUUUGCGGAUGGAUCUUCAGGAAAGUCUAAAGCUCCAUCUGGGAAAGGUUUACCCUCGGACACAGACUUGAGAAACAAGAUGACGAAAUCCAGCCUCUCCAAAGAGCUUAGUUUCUUUCAUAAGUCCUCUAAAGGAGGUAAAAGUAAAAUGGCCAGCAAAUGGAAGCCCUCAGACUCAUGCCUUAAGGGAAAAGGCCAGUGGAAAGCUCCUAACUCCCCAGUGAGGUCAGAGAUCAGCAGCUCCUACAACAACUCUGAUUCAGAAGAGGAGGACUCAGUGAAGGAUGUCUGGUCUCAGUCGAUGUUGGGCAGAUCAGGGCCUUGUAUGCAGAUUUCAGGCCAAUACGGCAAUUCAUCCAAGAAGAAACGCUCGUCAUCUAAGAGAACCUCUCCAUCAUCUUCCUACUCUUCGUCCAAACAGGCAGUGAAAGAAAGGAAACAGAAGCACUUUGCUUUAUUGCUACAAGAGGCAGGAGUCAGCUCCUCCGAGGACUCAUUUGACCAAGAGUCAUUUUCUGAGAGAGAUAAUUAUGAAGACGACAAUGACGAAGAAUACGUACAUGGAUUGGAUGAGCGUGAUGGCUUCUGCUCUUCCUCCCUGGAGGAAAGUGGGCUGGGUCUGUUGGCUCGCUUUGCUGCUAGUGCCAUCCCUAGCCCUGUUGUCUCCAGCCCUCUAUCCAUUGUUCAACUGGAGGCCAAGCAGAAAGCCAGGAAGAAAGAGGAGAGGCAGAGCUUGCUGGGCACAGAACUUGAAUUCACCGACUCCGAGAGUGACAUUAAGAUCAGGAAGUUCCCGUCUCUGCUGCAUGGUAAGAGAUCUGCUCCUGAACUGCCUCUACUGCCUCCGGCCAGCGUGCUGCGGGAAGACUCCAGUCCUGGCAAGCGUGGCCGCAAGCCCAAGCUCUCGACCGAGCUGAGCUUGGACUUUGCUGCAGAUGGCAGUGAUGAGGAGCCUUCCAUCUGUCGCAGGAGUGAACGCAUCUUUCUCCAUGAUGCUGCCCAGCCUAAACCAGCCUCCCCUACCAAACCGCAGAUGCACAAACCAGCUCGUUCUCCUAAAACUCCUGUACAAGCUUCCAAAGAGCUUUUGAAAACUAAGGAGGCAAAAGUACUGGGAAAGAAGAAGAGGUUAAAGGAGAUCCCUCUGCAUCUUCCUCCACUAACAAGCACCCCCUUAGCAAACAGCACCAUAGUCCCUAUCAACUCAGGACCCAAGGUCAAGCCCAAAGCCAGAGAUCAGAUCAGAGGAAAGGGUGGUGCUGUCAGUAAACUGAUGGAGAGCAUGGCUGCCGAUGAGGACUUUGAGCCCAACCAGGACAGCAGCUUCUCAGAGGAUGAGAACCCACUUCAGAAUGUUCAGCCUGACAGACCCUGCACUCCUGCUCCUCAUAACUGUGUGCUUAAUAAGGAUGAGCUGCAGGACGGACUGCGUGUGCUCAUUCCCAUGGAUGACAAGCUACUCUAUGCUGGCCAUGUCAACACUGUCCAUUCACCCGACAUAUACAGCGUGGUGGUUGAAGGCGAGCGAGGGAACAGGCCUCACAUCUACUGCCUGGAGCAGCUGCUGCAGGAGGCGAUUAUUGAUGUUAAACCCCCCUCUGUGAGAUACCUGCCUCAAGGGACAAGAAUCGCAGCCUAUUGGAGCCAGCAAUACCGCUGUCUCUACCCUGGGACCGUGGUUAGAGGAAGCCCUGACACGGACGAGCUAGAUGACUUGAUCACGGUGGAGUUUGAUGAUGGAGACACUGGCCGUAUUCCGCUGUCACACAUCAGACUGCUUCCUCCUGACUACAAGAUUCAGUGUGCCGAGCCAUCACCUGCUCUUUUAGUGGCUAGCACUAAAAGGCGUGUCCGGAAGUGCAGUAAGGAUGUUUCCGAGAGCAAAGAAACAAGCGCCACAAAGACAGACAAUCCUGCUCCGAAGAGCAAAGGCAGGGGGAGAAAACCAAAACCUAAACCUGAUUCUGAAGUGGCUCCAAAGGAGCAUGAAAAAGCUGACCACUCAGCUCAUGUACAGGCCCAGGAAAGAUCCCUAUCCACCCAGCAAACUGGCCUUCUGUCAAACAAGAAGAGCCAGUCUGGCAACACAAGCAGCCCUUCCAUACCCGCAGACAGCCAGAAGAAAACCAGUAUAUCUAAGCACCCUGCCAAAGUACACUCGCAGCCCAAGUCUGCCUACUCAUCUGCACUUUAUGGAAAAGUUUUGUCUGUGGACCUCUAUAAUGACCCCUCUGCUUCAUUUAUAUCCAACAACGAUGGCACCAAGGCGAAGGCUGUAAAACGAGUGCGGAAGAGCGAAGACGAAGGAAAUGGGUUUGGGUUGAAGGCCCAGCGCAAGCAACCUCAAACAGAGAUCCUUAUCAAGUUGGACCAUGAGGGGGUGAUGUCCCCCAAGACCAAGAAGACCAAAGCUCUAAUGAUGAUGGAGGGCCAGAACCCUAUUAAGAGAGACAACAAAUCUGUAAUGGGUAUAAGCUACACAACCGUCACCUGUUCUACCCCUACUGACAAAACACUUAAGCCUAAGAUCAAGCCGGAACCUGAGGCCAUAAAUCCUGACAAUGUGUCAACCUACAGCAUCCGUAAGCUUGGCAGCAGCACAGACGGUCUGGUCAAAGUCAAGAGCUCAGGGGAGAAAGACGCUGAGUCUGGCAACUGCAGCAGCAGUAAUAGUAGCAGCUCAGAGUCCGAGGGCGAAGAGGACAGAAAGACCCCACAGGAAAAGAAAACCAAACAGGACAGCAGCUCUAGCUGCUCCCGUGCCUCCAGCCCCACUUCCUCCAGCUCUUCCUCCAGCAGCUCCUCUUCUACUGCCGAAUUUAAUUCUUCCUCCUCAUCCUCCUCCUCGACCACCAGCGAUGAAGACUCCUCCUGCUGCUCAGAUGAGGAGGCUUCUCCUGCUUCUCAGCCUCCAUCUCCCCAAGAGCAGUCACCACCGGAAAAUGACAAAGAUGCUGAAAAGGUGGAAGUAAAGUCUGAACCCUCACCCACCUCAACCAAUGUCCAAAAAAAACAAGCAUCUUCUAAACAGCAGCCAAAGCAACAAAAGCAGCAGAAGGAAAAGAAAAGCGUUGGCCGACCUAAGAAGAGAGAGGGUGUUCACAUGCCCACAACAAAAGAGCUGGCCAAGAGACAAAGACUUCCAUCUGUUGAGAACAGACCCAAAAUAUCUGCUUUUCUUCCCGCUAGGCAACUCUGGAAGUGGUUUGGGAAACCUACUCAGAGACGGGGAAUGAAGGGUAAAGCUAAGAAGCUCUUCUAUAAAGCCAUCAUGCGUGGGAAAGAAAUGAUCCGUAUUGGAGACACUGCCGUUUUCUUGUCGGCUGGACGACCUAAUCUUCCGUUUAUUGGUCACAUUCAGAGCAUGUGGGAAUCGUGGGGAAAUAACAUGGUGGUCCGGGUCAAAUGGUUUUACCAUCCUGAGGAAACCAACCCAGGAAAGAAGCUUCAUGACAAAAAGAACUGGGAUCAGAUGUCUGGAAGGAGUCUUCCCGAUCUCCUACAGAUCUCCAAUCAGAGAAAGGAUUUUAUGGAGCGGGCUCUGUACCAGUCCUCUCAUGUUGAUGAGAACGAUGUACAGACCAUCUCUCACAAGUGUUUGGUGGUUAGCCUGGAGCAAUAUGAACAAAUGAUUAAAACUAAGAAGUACCAGGACAGUGAGGAUCUUUACUAUCUGGCUGGCACUUAUGAACCCACUACUGGUAUGAUUUUUAACACUGAUGGUGUCCCUGUCAUUUGCUGAAAAGCAUCCUUUUUAUCUCUGAAUGUUUCAACCCAUCAGCCAGGAGCUGCAAUAUAAAUCAUCUCUGUGGAAGAUGACCAAGGGAUGGAUUUGACUUUGGAGCCCUACAUGGAAUGUCUAUGCUAGAGUAGGAUUAGAAAAAAGUCAUUAGUGAAGUUACACAGGACCUCUGGACAUCCUUACUGACUGGGAUUAUCAAGUUCCUGCUUCACUUAAAAAAAACAAAAAAACUUGUGUAUUCAUGUUGAUGGCAGCUGUUGAUCUGUCAGUAUUUUUACAGUACACGUGUCAUGAAACUUCUAAAAAAAAAUGCUACGUUUGUGUUGCACCUGUAACUAGAGCACCGUUCGUUCCAGCUCAAAAACAGCAACACAGUUCAGGAUUGAAGAGAGAGGGGGGUGUAGCUCUAUUUUGAGAAAGAGAUGUGAAUGUUGAAAUUGUCUUUGAAGUCAUAAUCUGUAUCGCUGAGCUCACCUGUGUCUCAGCAUCAUGGCAACUGAUGCAACACAACAUGAUGGAACUCGGUCUGCUGGGUAGGGUGCUCCUAAGAACUCAAUUCCUGGGCUCAGCUUGUAAUCAGAAUGUAAUUUAAACUGACAGGACAUGUCACACUUGCUAUUCCAAUACACUCGGAAAAGCAAUCUGUACCAGCACUCUGCUUUCCAGUGCCCUUCUGGUAAAACCAUCGAUGGGAUGUCACUAGGACGACAGCCGGUAAAUGAGCUCGGACAGCAUGGAGCUGCGGCCGCACUAACACUGGAAAUCUUCCCGCACUGCACACUGUUUACUCACAGGAAAGUGGGAGUUCCACAAAUCAACCCAGGUCAUCGAUUGGAAUAUUUUUAUGACUAUGCCUUUUAGCCAGCAUGGCAGGAAGAGGUUUUUUGUACGAGUUACGGGCUGGCAUGUUCUAAAGUGUUGUAAAGACAAGAUUUGUACAUACACUAUAUAUAAAUAUACAGUAUAUACCGAUGUUUUAUUUUCAUGUACUAUAGAUUUAUCUGCAAGUGAUUUUUAAUUGGUAAAAGAGGGAAAAAGAGCUUUUAUUAAACUGUGAAUACGAUCAAAAACUUAACUCAGAUUCCCACUACAUUGGUAAUGCAGUGUAAAUUUGCUUACAAUAUUAUACCAUUUUAGUACAAUGUGGUCUUUAGAACCUAACAGAAAGCACUUAAUUCGGCCACUCGGGUCUCUCCUUUUUCUUUUGACAAUCCCUAAUGCAGGUGAACUAGGUAUGUUUACUUGGGAGUAUGUAUUAAAUUUUGGCUGAUUCAGAAUGAUCACUAAUUUGUUUAUUGCUUGACUGACUUAGGGCUUUCUUUAGUCAUGUUUUCCUCUUCUGCUUUAAAAAGCAUUCCUGUAAUCCCUCUUUCCAAAAAGCAAUUACAUCUCAUGCAUGAAAGCACUUUGUUAGAAAUAAAACUAGCUGAGCAGCACAACAAAAGUGCUGGUGGCUUUUGCUGCAGCUUUUAUGUAUUUUUUCAUUCAGAUCUGUCCCUUACCUUAUCCCUGCACCCCGCUGCUACAGCAUAUGGCCUUGAUGUAAUAAGUCGCUCACUGAGAAAGUGAACAUUCAUAAAUUUUUUCUAUUUUUCUAACCAUGCGACUUUGACAGAGUAACGCACCUUUCUUUGGCCAAUUACCAACUCAGAAUUGUUCACAGUGGCAGUUCUGAAAGCUCAUUUUUACAGAGAGUAGGUACAUAUAUGUUGGAUGAUGCCUUAGAGCUUUUCCUUAAUAUUGUUGCAAUAAGUUUAAAUUUACUUAAAGAAUCCUUUUCUUUCCUUUUUUCUUUAGAAUCCUAUUUUGUUUUCAGACUGCCCCCUUUUUUAACUGUCCCUACAGCGAUACCUUAUUUGACAGUUUUUUUGCUGGGAGCCCUUCAUGAUGCUACCUUCUUUACAUUUAUCCUGGCUUGGUACCGACAUUGAGAGUGCACUGACAAGUGUGUAUUCAAUAGGCUGUUCCGAGCACCACACUUAAAGAUCUUGUUUGCAGGUCGCUAAUUAAAUAGGCCUGUUAUCCUAAGAAAUUCUAUGCAGCCUAUAGAGGGAUCUGCAGGGCUUUGUAACAUAAAAAUAAUAUCCAACUGUUUUGCCAAUCAUAGUCUUAUUAGUGUUACUCGUGUCCUAACUUUUGGUUUCUAAAACAAACAUUGUGAGGACGUCUGAGUCUGUACAUUUCUACAUUUCUCCAGGACAGCAUUUUUCUGAUAAUAGCAGUGUUCACUUUCUCAACCAACUGAAAAGCUUAGAAAUCAGUAAAACUGUCUUUUACCUUUGAUCCCAACAGGCUGUGCAAUAUUAACUCAAUCACACAGUUUGAAUGUUGCUGUUAGUAAACAGGUCUAGUCAGUCACCAGAGGCACCUGUAUACACCCAUACUGGACCAGGCUGUUUAUUAGUUCCUCCUCUGGAUCAAGACCAGUCAAAUGUAUUUGACUCUUGAUUUCCUAGCAACAAUUAAGUUUAUUAAUUCUUGUGUUUAUCUGGGUUUUGUUGUUUUGUGGUUCAAGAAUGAAUGUUGGCUGUGUAAAUAUUGGACAUGUUUUUAUGUCUGGCCUUGUUUUUUUAUUUUUUUUAAUGCCUGUUUUUUGUGCAUUUGUAACCAGGCUCCACUGUAUUAUAUGUGUUGUCCAAUAUGAGCCACUAAAUGCUGCAUACUGUUCCCGAUGCAUAUAAAAUUGUGAGAGUAAAUUGAGGUAAAUUGAUAGUGUAAUUAGAGGUCGAAGCUGGACUUUUCUUUUGUAAUUGUUACAUUUUUCGUUGUUAAUCAUCUUUUCAUUGCCUUAUUUCUUCUCCUGCCUUUCUUAAGUCUUCCCGUUCUCCCAAAAAAUAGAAGCUAUUGUUAAAUGUGCAUUUUUUAGUCCAGUCUUUGGUGUUAAGCAUUGCCAAAUUCUACCUUCUAUCCUGGUCUCACCCAUAUCUAAGAAUGUUUGACCAAAAUGUUGGUUUAGGAGUAUCUUCCAUUUUCUUGAUUUCAUUUUUUUAGUGGAAGGAUGGAAAGAACAAAAAGGAAAUGGACACUAGAAACUAGGCUUCGAAACACAAAAUUAUUUAGGCCUACUCAGUAUUUACGAAUCUAGAUUGUAGUACUUUGUUGACACUAUUAGAGAGAGAGAGAGAGAGAGAGAAGGCAAGGGACUAUAUAUAUAUAUAUAUAUAAUUUGUUGUGAUUUUCUUGUUUUAUAGAACAGUGCCCAAUCUCUCAGAGAGAUGAUACAUUGUUGAUAUUCAAUAGGUUAUUUCUUAACAGCUGAAUCAUGGUAUGUGCUGUUGAGGUAAACUGUAUAUUUUGUCUUUAUCAGGUUCUGACUGUUUUUAUGAAUCUUCUGAUUAUUUUGCUCAAGAAUAUUUGUAAUAGGCUUAAAGUUGAGUACAAUGGUGCCAAACGAUCUUUAAGUCAUCUUAAAUCAGAAACAAUAUUGAGCAAGCAAUCAUGGUCCAAACACUCUAAAAUCUACAUUUCUAUUUUGUGUAAGAUAGUUGUCUUAUCGAGUACGAUUUUAAGUGCCCCUUAAAACACGUUUACUUGGAGCUUGAGUCAAGCUGUAAAGCACUUUUUAGAUGAUUUCUGUCUGCAUGUUGUAGAAACAGAGUUUAUGCAUUUAGAUACAUUAUUAGAGCAAAGCAAUCAACAGAAUUCUAUUUUGCUUGCUGUGUCUUUAACACAGUGUGAGUUGUAUGCAGCUUAAGAGUUUGUCCUUUUGCCUCAUGCUUAGGUCACUAAAUAUCAAAGUGGCCUCUGCUGGUAAAAGUCAAUGUAGAUGAGCUAGUUCUGCUAAGUCUUCAGGGUCAGAUCCAGGCGUCUCUUUAGAAUGGGUUACCUGGCUCAUUAGUUUAAAAAAAAAUUCUGUCUAGAUGAGCUAUAUAUAUAUAUAUAUUAACAGGUCUUGUUUGCAUGAUUUUCUUUUGCAUUUUGUUUCUCUGUUCAUUUAUUUCCCCCUCUCGGAACAAUCAGCCUCCAUACUAAAUGUGCAAUACUGCUGAAUGUGGUUUUUUGAGGUAGCUGCUAGUAAGGGAUAAAAAUUAAGGGAGAUAAAGAGAGAAAAGAAGAAACAGAGAGUGGAUUGAAGGCUGGUCCUUCACUGGUCUUCGUCUGCUGGAAUGUCAGCAUUGAAAAUGUCCUGUUACAAAAAAGCUAUAGUUUUAAAAUGAUUUUUAAAGAUUUAAAAAGCAUCAAUGUUUUAUAAAUCACUUAUGAGAGGGGGGCAUACUUUGUAUACACAUUUAAUCCUGUAUAAAAAUAUAAAAGGAUACACUUUUGAAAACAUGUUGCUGUUUUCCUGUGUGUAAAGUAACAUAUUUUUUUUGUAUCUUAAUCAGUGUUUGCAAUUCUUUUAGAAAUAAGAAUUUUGUAGUCCCAUCAAUAAACUUCAUGAAACACA